AGCUUCUUUUGUAUCCGGAUUUUUAAAGUUUUUGGUCAUCUGCCCAAGCAUCACAUCGUUAAAUUGAAGGGCAGACUUCAAUUAGAAAACGAAUAACAGUUUUUGUGAUAAUUUAAUCCGAGUGGUAAAAUAAAAUAACAUCUGCAUGUGUUAACAAUACAAUCUUUUCAGUAUUGCCUGUAGACAAAAUCAACCUAUAUACCAUCUAUAAAAUCUACAAGUGAAAGACUGCAUGAAACCAAAGAAAUAAUAAUCUUGUUCUCGUAGUCGAACUGAACCUAACCUCAUAAAAUGGGAGGCACUUCGGAACGACGCAGUCCGAACACGUUACCAGCGCCCGCUGCACACCAACGAAGAUGCCGACAUCCAACUCCGCCGAGGGAUCCGAAUACCAUGCGAGGAUCCGGACGCCCAGAGAUAACUCACGAAAACAUGAGCAUCAUAGGAAAGCUGCUGACUCGAUUUCUACCGAACUCCAAAUUCGUUGAAAACAAAAAAAAUUUCUUCUUUGAAAGAUUCGACUCUUUAUUAUCAAGAUUAUUCUUCAAACUGGGCGAAGCAAUUGCAGAUCAUACCGGCUAUUUUAUUAUGGUUCCUCUUUUCAUCACUAUAAUAUUCGCGACUGCCUAUCAGAGAAUAAGUUGGACAGACGAUCCCGAAUACCUCUUCUCUCCUAGCAAUGGACGAGCCCGGCAAGAAAGAGCCGUACUUGAUAAAUACUUCCCAACAAAUACCUCGAAGAUGUUUGACGCAGCUCGGUUGAUUCGCAACGGUCGCUACGUUCAUUUUGGUGUCAUGGCAAAAGACGAAACGAAUUUGAUCGACGAAGAACUUUGGAGUGAACUGAAAGCAAUUGACCAUUAUGCGUUAAACUUCGAAUUCCAGGACGAAGCCGGAAAUACAUACACGUAUGAAGACGUGUGCGCAAGAAUUGCGGGGAAGUGCGUGGGCAAUAACUUUCUCGAGUUAGGAGUUCAUAUUCCUGAAAUGAAACAAGGCAAAUUCAAAUUCCCAUUCCCUGUAAUGCUGAACCCUUCUAGUUUCGCUAACUACGUCUUCCCCAGUUUCAUGGCAGGCAUCGAACUUCACCCUGACAACACCAUUAAGAUAGCUAGGGCUGUAAAGCUUCAUUACUGGGGAACUUCAUCAACUAAGGAAAUGGAUCAACUGUCCAAUUUAUGGGAGAAGGCGUUUCUCAAGAAAUACUUGGCCGGAGAACUUAACGCGAUAGCUCCAAAUUUAGAAAUUUCCAUUCACAAUUCAAGAACCGCGGAGCUUGAAUUCCAAGAAAAUACGCGUUCAGUGUUGCCAUAUUUCCUCGGAACCUUCUUCGUGAUGGUGACAUUCUGCCUAGCGACCGUCAGCAUGGGGGAUUGUGUUAGAAGCAAAACACUCCUCGGUUUAGCGGGCAUCAUCAGUGCUGCUUUGGCCACUUCCACGGCCUUCGGAGUGCUCAUCUACUACGGCGUGACCUUCAUUGGCAUUAACUUGGCUGCACCCUUCCUUAUGCUAGGUAUCGGGAUUGACGACACGUUCGUGAUGCUGGCAGCGUGGCAGCGAGCGAGGUUCCAAGACACGGUGCGAGAACGUCUCUCCAGCGCCUAUGCUGACGCUGCGGUGUCCAUAACCAUCACCUCCCUCACCAACAUGAUCUCCUUCUAUGUCGGCACCUUGACACCCUUCGCUUCUGUGCAAAUCUUCUGCAUGUACACUGGUUUGUCGGUGUUUUUGACGUACAUCUGGCACAUCACGCUCUUCGGCGCAUGUCUAGCACUCUGUGGCAAGAUGGAAAAGAAACAAAUGCACAACAUCACCUGCAGGAAAGUCAAGCCCGUGUCGGAGUCAAAGGAAGAACCGUACCUGUACCGUGCUUGUUGCUCUGGAGGAGUGUCCGUUGAUGAUCCCUACAACCCCGAGGACAACCAGCCCCACGCCAUCAUGAUCAUCUUCCGGGACUAUGUAGCAGAGUUCAUCAACAUGCCUGUUGUCAAAGGUUUAAUUAUGGCCUGCUUCGUGAUCUACUUCGGCUUUGCGAUUUACGGCUGCACGAUCAUUCAAGAAGGUAUGGAGACCCGCAAGCUCGCCCGUUACGACUCCUACACAGUUCCGUUCUACAACUUCGUCGAGAAAUACUUCAGCACCUUCGCCUACAGACCCAUGAUCGUUUUCACAGGAAACAUCACUUACAGUGAUCCGGCCACAGAAAAAUUAAUCUUGGAUUUCGUGGAGAGAGUCGAAAGUCACGAGUCUAUCGGCGACCCGCUGUACACGGAAUGUUGGUUGCGGCAGUGGAAGAGAUACAUGGAAAAAAAUGGACAGUACCUCGGACUCAAUAACAGUGAUGAAAAGACCUAUAUUCACAACCUACAAGAGUUAGUUUUAUUUAUGUUAAUGUUUAUUUUGCAGUUGACUUUGGUUCGGUCGACCAGCCUCACGGCCAUAUCGCUGGCCGCCAUAGUGAUGAUGGUGAUCUCCUUCAUUUUCAUCCCCAACCCUGUCUGCUCAUUGUGGGUUGGCUUCUCAAUCGUGUCCAUUGAAACCGGAGUCAUUGGCUACAUGUCGCACUGGGGAGUUAAUUUAGACCCUAUCUCUAUGAUCCAGUUGAUUAUGUGUAUUGGAUUUAGCGUGGACUUCACUGCGCAUAUUUGUUACGCAUAUCUGUCAGCCCGAGUCGAUACCCCCGAAGAAAGAGUGAGGGAGUGUCUGUACUCUCUUGGGCUUCCCGUAAUGCAAGGAGCUUUGUCAACCUUACUCGGGGUGCUGACUCUAGUCAUGGUUCCUUCCUACAUCUUCAUCACUUUCUUCAAGACAGUCUUCCUUGUUAUUUUCCUGGGAGCUUUGCACGGACUCUUCCUAAUUCCGGUAUUUCUUUCUUUAUUCGGGCCGGGAUCAUGCUCAAAACGGGUAAAAAACACCGAUGAAUCGACUGAAAGCUACGACAUGGCUAAAGUUACCACAAAUGGUAACAAUCAAAACGGGGUUGCGCAUCGCCGUUCAACGAAGCUUAAUGAACCGCAAAUUCCACCUCAUCUCCAAUUCGAUGACGAGAAGCAGAUCUAUCCUCAAAAUUCUGCUUCAACACAAAGAUCGUCAACGAACGAUAACGGUCGGAAAAGAGACACUCCAAAAAAUGCAAAUGGUCGGAUAACUUCACCCAAUACACUCGAAGAAAUCAAUCUUGGCGCAAGCAACAAUCCUAGCUAUAAUAACGACGAGCAAGAAGAACAAUCAGAUGGCUGGGACAGUCACAGACGGUCUAAGAAUCAACUACCGACAUCGUCUCGAAUGUAGCUGAUAAUGCAGUGAGCAUACUUUUAGCGCCAUAUAACUCGUAUUAGUAAUUAUGUAAAUAAUUUUUAAAGUGAGAGUGCUAAUAACAAAUGUACGAGAAAUUUUGCGUGUUUUGUUUAGACAACCACAGUCUCGUCUAAGUCAACGACCUCUAAACGGCGAAACUUGUAAGAAGAAUUACAGAUUUAUGGAUUCUGCAUGCUUACGUUUUCAAAUGUUCACAAUGUAGUACAGAAUCCUAUCUUAUUUAGUUAUAUGUUUAAAUUUUAAUAAAUAUGAAUCGUAGAUUUUUCAAUUAUUUAGCCACUUUCUAAGGUCUAUGUCUAAUUUGUACAUUUUCUUGGACUCGAGUAUUUAACGGUUUGGCGAUUAUGGUGAAGUUUUAAUUACUUUUGAAGUUAAAUCGUUAUUUUAAUUGAAGCAAGACAGCUUCUUCUCUUCUGUUAUUUUAUACAUGAUAUUUUAUCGAAAUGCAAUGAGAGAAAAGCGAAAUUUUUUAAUCGAAUUCCAAUUGCUAUUGUAAUUCGUCCCAUGCAAUGUAAGGUUUGUGAGACGCUGCCGGCUCAGUUCAGUAUAUGUUCAAUCCUAAAAUGCCUUGCACCUUACGGACCAGGCAAUAAGUCCAGCAGCUAUCUCAAUCAAUUGUCAGUUAUGGAAAGAUCGGUUUCUAGUAUAAAACUUUAUGUGAAGUAACCUAUUGAUAAAUUAAGUAAUCACGAUGUUUUGUGUGUUUUGGGACCGAUGAGUAAAGAUUUUUGUACUACUCAUUUGGAAUUCGCCGAAUUCACGAAGGAGAUCCAUGAAAAGUCGUUUAUGGUCGUUUAUGCAACGAUCUGGUUUUCAUUAUUUAAUCGUAGGUCUUAGUCGAUAUCCUAUCAUACGUUAUAAAAUUAUUACUUGAUUUCAUGAGCAAUAUUUCACCUAGUACAUAUCAAUA
Hyalella azteca is the source of this 4228-nucleotide messenger RNA. RefSeq names its product patched domain-containing protein 3. Gene Ontology annotation, cellular component: cytoplasmic vesicle membrane; plasma membrane. Lineage: Eukaryota; Metazoa; Arthropoda; Malacostraca; Amphipoda; Hyalellidae. The transcript has 9 exons. The coding region runs from base 292 to 3291 and encodes 999 amino acids. The record is from RefSeq and is a predicted model, not a curated record.